Molecule: messenger RNA, 1275 nt
Organism: Xenia sp. Carnegie-2017
Lineage: Eukaryota; Metazoa; Cnidaria; Anthozoa; Malacalcyonacea; Xeniidae
Exons: 5
Coding region: 63-1178 (371 amino acids)
Biological process (GO): interstrand cross-link repair; resolution of meiotic recombination intermediates; meiotic DNA double-strand break processing
Cellular component (GO): Slx1-Slx4 complex
Molecular function (GO): enzyme binding
Source: RefSeq, a predicted model, not a curated record
GAUGACAUUUACUUUCUCCGACGUGCAGUAAGAAAUGUUCUCGCGUCACUGGCAGAAACAAAAUGAAACAAAAUGACAGUUUGUCGAAUGUGUUCGAUAUUUCUUUGGAUUCAGAUGAUAUCCAGAUGUCGGACAUGAAAGACACUUUGAAAAAUAAAAACAUUUACGACGUGUCUGGUUUGUUCUCGAAUUCAAGACCCACUUCACCCUCUUUAUACAGCGAAAAGGACGAAGAUAUAAUUGAAAUAAAUAAUGUUGAAAGUAAUUUUAACUCAGAUAAUGAUAAAUCAAAAUCAGGUGCGUCAUCCAUCAACACAAAAAAUGGAAAAUCAAGUGCCGUGACUGACAAUCGAGCCAAAGAGAUUUCUUGUUGUCAUGAACUAAGUUUAUUGUCACACAAUAUGGCAGAAAGCCAUAGCUACUUGAAUGACUCGAUGGGGGAAUCCGCUGGAAUAAGGGAUUGUGUUGAGACAAUAAAUAAUGAUGAUCAAUCUAUUGACUGCUAUGAUGAUGGUGGAUUUAAUUGUGAUUUAAAUGAAUUUGUUAUGCAUGAGACAAAUACUUCUCCCAGAGAACAAUGGAAAGACUUGAAAACAUCUGCUCAAAGUAGUGAUAAUCUUGGAGCAAUGUCGACUGACGAAGAUGUAAACAUUGACCAUGGAGAGAAGACACCUCCUCAAAAUAGAUUUAUUCUUGAAGCGGAGUCGACUGAUAAAGAAGCCGUUUUAAAAGAAAGGAAAACAUUGGGGGCUUCUAAAAAUGAUUUCUUUGUCAGACAUUCGAGCAAAGUGACUGGAGAGGAUAAUUUACGUACACCAUGCACGCCAAUGCUUGAUUAUUCCAACAUGGCAACACCUGAUUUGAAGGUUGAAUUAAAGCAAUAUGGAGUCAGGCCGUUGGCAAAACGCAAAAUGGUCGUAAAACUAAAAGAAAUAUAUAAUUACACGCAUAAAGAUAAAGUUGCUGCUGAAUCUGGGUGUUUAAUUGACCGGGACAAUACGCCUGUUAGUCCGGAGAAAGAUGCCUUUGGAAGCUAUGACAACCAAGGGGAAGUUGAAGCUUUUUCUCAGCCAGAUAGCAACAAUGCAUCAGACAGCCUUAGCAAUAGCGAUAAUGUUGUGUCAGAACAGGAUGAAGAUUCCGAUGAAUCGGGAAGACUGUCUCAGUUGAAACUGUAAUUCGCCCUGAGUGUUGCUGCUCAAACGAGAUUGCAAACCGAACAAAAGUGCUCGAAAUAAGCUGUUUUCGAGUGUUGUAUGGAGUGCUGAGUAAAGC